CUUCACCACAUUAUCCAUCCUCCUCCUCCAACCGCAAGGUGAGGUGAACACACCACAUCUGGACAGGCGAUGGAAUGGUCACGCCGCUACAGGUCUUCCAUCGCAGCGCCCGGGCAAUCAGCGCCCGCGAGUUCGAAGAUGCUCUCCACGCAAUAUGCCUCCCUCGAUUUCCUCCGGCAUUCAGUCCCAGGCAUCGUCAUAUCGGCUGUGCCAUAAGCGGCGGCGUGGAUUCCAUGGCGUUGGCCUUUCUGUUCAACCGGCUUAAACAAGAGAAAAAUAUAAACGCUAGCGUUUCCCCUAACGAGCAGUUCCGCAUCAGCGACAACAUUCUGGGCAAGGUCCGCGCCGUCAUUGUCGACCAUGGCUUGCGCGAGGGCAGCGACGAGGAGGCAAAGAAGGUGGCACAUGCCCUCAAGACCAAGAUCGGAGACUUGGUGGACCCUACUAUUGAGACCAUCAACUGGGAGUCUGAACUCGGCCCCGGUGUAGACCCCAAGACUCACCCGAGCAUCGAACCCUUGGCUCGCAAACUUCGCUAUGCCGCCAUUGCGGGCGUGUGCCAGCGUCACAAUAUCUGCUCCAUCUUCACAGGCCACCAUGAAGAUGAUCAGUAUGAAACGAUCCUGAUGAGGAUGAUAAGCGGCCGUGGCUACCGUGGUCUUCAGGGCAUCCCAGCCGCCGUAGACAUUCCAGAGUGCUACGAUCUUCAUAAUGUCUACCAGAGUGGUUACCUGGAUGACCAAGAGGCGGCCAGCCCAUUUUGGACCAGGAUGCCGACGGGCAAGCGGAUGAAGAAAUAUCUAAAGUACAGCCUACGUGAUCAGCUCGAUCCGCAAAUGCUCCAAUAUGAAAUGGCUUAUGGCAUGAGGAGUGAUGGAAGCCAGUACUUCAACGAGUACCAGCGCACACAUCGCAGAUGGGGAGACUACCCUCCAGUCCCAGAGGUCGAGGCCGAGGAUGGUGGCAUAAUGAUCUACCGCCCUCUGCUUGGCUUCAGCAAGGACAGGCUCAUUGCCACCUGUGAGGAGAACGACAUCCCAUGGUUCGAGGAUCAUACGAACGCAGACCCGACUUUCACUCCUCGCAAUGCUAUCAGAUACCUGGUCAAGCAUCACAAUCUCCCAACCGCCCUACAAAAGCCUGCCAUCUUGCAGCUUGCAGCACGGUGCCGCGCCAGGGUUGCUGCCGAGGAAGCUGAAGCCGGUAGGGUUCUCGAGCGGCUAUAUGUCCAUGAUCUCGCAACGACAGCUGGGACAGUAGAGGCCGAAAUGCCCAGGUUCAAACUACCAGGAGGUCCCAGACUGUCUCGGAGGUCCUCUGUUUGGCGCAAGAAGCGUCUUGUCCACUAUCGCACCAUUGCGGCUAUCAUCAUACGGAGACUCAUCUCGUUGGUAACACCAAAUUACAACCUGCCAACCCUUGCGGAUCUCGAAUAUUCUGUCUCACUGCUGUUUCCCGAACUGAGGCUGCCUGAGGAAAAGGAGAAUCCAACACUCCAAGGCGAACCCAAAGGCUACAUGAUCUCCGGCGUACACAUGGAUCCAUUGAUCCAACCCAACGGCUCUGUCCGCUGGCGACUCUCCCGCGCACCUUACCAAGCCAAAACCCCCGCUCCAACCCUGCGAUUAUCCCAAAGCGCCUUAGCCUCGCGUUUCCUCAAAGAACCCUCCGAAUGGGCAUGGGCAGGCUGGACAAAAUGGAAGCUCUGGGACGGCCGCUACUGGAUCCGGCUCCGCCACCGCGCCCCCUGUCCCGUUCGCGUCGCCCCCUUCGAAGCCGUCUACCAGAAGGACUUCCGCGAGGGUCUUCUUCUCGGACAAAAGCUCAAGCACAAGGAACUGCUCACCAGCAUGCUCAAGGUAUACGCGCCCGGUCGGAUCCGGUACACGCUGCCUGCCGUGUACGCGGAGACUGACCUCUCGGCGCUCAUCCACGGCAACGGCAACGAGUCAUCAUACUGGCCCCAACCGCCGGAGCACUUGCGUCGGGCCGCGGCCGGUAUCGAAGAGGAUGACCACAGCACCACUCCCACUCCGGAAACAGUAACCACCAAACAACUCCAGAAAAACCUGACAAAAGAACAAAUACACGAACUAUUGUGGUUCUACAAAGACUGGGAGGACGAACAAGCCCUCAGCUUCAAAGACUAUGACGAAGUCUGGGAGGAGAGCCGGUAUCUAAGCAGCAGCCCUUCUUCCACUUCUUCUCCCCACCAAAGCAACAACAAAAACAAGAGAAAACUCCUCGCCCUCCCCACCCUAGGUCUCUCCCUCCCGGGCGUCUACGACUGGGUGCAAUGCGAAGUCCGGUAUCGCAAGAUUGACGGGGACUUGUUGCGGCGCGGCACUUCGUGGCAGAGGUUCAAGUUUUGGCGGACGAGGGAUUAUGCGAGUUUUAGGUUGAGAAGGAGGGAAAGUUUGUUGGAGAGAAGAGAGUGGUUGGGUUUGAAGAGGAGGAAGAGGGCGGAGGGGGAGGUGCCGGUUAGUGUUGCUGAUGCUUUCAAGGGAGGAGAAGGGGAGUGAGUAAAUAAGGGUCGUUGUAUGGUCACUUGGCUGUGUGUAUUAUGAUGUACUAUUUUGUCCUUAUGGUUAGAAUUGCAUAUACAUAUGCAGAGAUUGGCAGAUAGAUUUCCAGAAAAAAAAACUUCCUAUAUACACCAA
Messenger RNA from Neurospora tetraspora, 2660 nucleotides. RefSeq lists its product as uncharacterized. Lineage: Eukaryota; Fungi; Ascomycota; Sordariomycetes; Sordariales; Sordariaceae. Gene Ontology annotation, molecular function: ATP binding; ligase activity, forming carbon-nitrogen bonds. The record is from RefSeq and is a predicted model, not a curated record. Bases 75 to 2522 code for a protein of 815 amino acids. The transcript has a single exon. Gene Ontology annotation, biological process: tRNA processing.